CCCGGCGCGGCGGCGAGGCGCACGGACGGGCGCACGGACGACCGCCGAGGGACUGGCCGCGGCGCGGGGCGCAGGCCGCCGAGGACAGGUGUUGGCUGCCACCACCGAGGACACCAUGAGCCAGUCUGGGUCCGUGAGCUGCUGCCCCGGUGCUGCCAACGGCAACCUGGGCUGGUCAGAGGGUGUGGCCAAGAUGAGCCCCAAGGACCUGUUUGAGCAGAGGAAGAAGUACUCCAACUCCAACGUCAUCAUGCACGAGACCUCCCAGUACCACGUCCAGCACUUGGCCACCUUUAUCAUGGACAAGAGUGAGGCCAUCGUGUCCGUGGAGGACGCCAUCCGGAAGCUGGUGCAGCUGAGCUCCAAGGAGAAGAUCUGGACGCAGGAGAUGCUGCUGCAAGUGAAUGACAAGUCGCUGCGGCUGCUGGACAUCGAGUCUCAGGAGGAGCUGGAGAACUUCCCCCUGCAGACGGUGCAGCACAGCCAGACGGUGCUGAACCAGCUGCGCUACCCCUCGGUGCUGCUGCUGGUGUGCCAGGACCCCGAGCAGAGCAAGCCCGACGUGCACUUCUUCCACUGCGAUGAGGUGGAGGCAGAGCUGGUGCAGGAGGACAUCGAGAGCGCGUUGGCCGACUACCGGCUGGGCAAGAAGAUACGGCCACAGACCCUCAAGGGACACCAGGAGAAGCUCCGGCAGCGGCAGUCCAUCCUACCCCCUCCCCAGAGCCCGGCCCCCAUCCCCUUCCAGCGCUAUGGGGACUCGGCUCAGGCCAAGAACCGCGUGGGCCUGCCGGAGCUGCUCAGCGAGCCAGGCCUCCGCCGCCGGGAGUCGCUGGAUGAGGAGCCACGGGCCGUGCUGGCCCAGAAGAUAGAGAAGGAGACGCAAAUCCUCAACUGUGCCCUGGACGACAUCGAGUGGUUCGUGGCGCGGCUGCAGAAGGCGGCUGAGGCAUUCAGGCAGCUCAACCAGAGAAAGAAGGGCAAGAAGAAGGGCAAGAAGGGUCCGGCAGAGGGCGUCCUCACGCUGCGAGCACGGCCCCCCCCUGAGGGCGAGUUUGUGGACUGUUUCCAGAAAACCAAGCUGGCCAUCAACCUGCUGGCCAAGCUGCAGAAGCACAUCCAGAACCCCAGCGCGGCCGAGCUCGUGCACUUCCUCUUCGGGCCUCUGGACCUGAUCGUCAACACCUGUGGUGGCCCGAACAUCGCACGCUCGGUCUCCAGCCCCUUGCUUUCCCGAGAUGCCGUGGGCUUCCUGCGCGGCCACCUGAUCCCCAAGGAGAUGCUGCUGUGGGAGUCGCUGGGGGAGACCUGGACUCGGCCCCGCGCCGAGUGGCCACAGGAGCCGCAGGUCCCCCUCUACGUACCCAAGUUCCACAGCGGCUGGGAGCCGCCCCUGGACGCGCUGCAGGAGGCCCCCUGGGAGGUGGAGGGGCUGCUGUCCGCCCCCGACGCUGAGCCUGCUCCGGCAAGCCGGCGACUGUCCCAGAAGCACAGCCAUACUUUGGAGCCCACACCCCCAGGGGACACUCUACCACCAGUCAGCUCCCCACAUACUCACAGGGGCUACCAGCCAACACCAGCCAUGGCCAAGUACGUCAAAAUCCUCUACGACUUCACAGCCCGCAAUGCCAAUGAGUUGUCAGUGCUCAAGGAUGAGGUUCUGGAGGUGCUGGAGGACGGGCGGCAGUGGUGGAAGCUGCGCAGCCGCAGCGGCCAGGCGGGCUACGUGCCCUGCAACAUCCUGGACGAAGUGCGGCCCGAGGACGCGGGCGCCGCCCUGGAGCAGGCCAGUCCGAAAUACUGGGGCCCCGCCAGCCCGACCCACAAGCUGCCUCCGACCUUCGCGGGGAACAAGGAUGAGCUGAUCCACCACAUGGACGAGGUCAACGACGAGCUGGUCAAGAGGAUCAGCCACAUCAAGGCGCAGCCGCCCCGGCACCUGCGCGUGGAGCGCGCGCCGCCCGCGCGCCCGCCGCUGUCCUACGAGUCGGGCCCCGGCGAGGUCCGCGCCUGGCUGGACGCCAAGGCCUUCAGCGCCCGGACCGUGGAGAACCUGGGCAUCCUGACCGGGCCGCAGCUCUUCUCGCUCAGCAAGGACGAGCUGAGGAAGGUGUGCGGGGAGGAGGGCGCCCGCGUGUACAGCCAGCUCACCGUGCAGAAGGCCCUCCUGGAGAAGCAGCAAAGCGGGUCGGAGCUGGAAGAACUCAUGAACAAGUUCCAUUCCAAGAACCAGAGGAGGGCAGAGGACAGCUAGACCUGGCUGCCCCGUGGCACCUCACCUGCAGCAGAGGGGAGGCCACACCCGCAGCGGCCCCUCAGCGCAUGGAGUAUUAUUUUUACAUGUGUAUGUAUUUCCUACCAAGGACACCAAUGGGCUGUGGUGCCAGGUGGGGGCCCCGCACCUGCCUGGCACAUGGCCUGUCCUCAGGCCCAAGGACACCCGCAGCCCCAGCCCACACCAAAGCGGACCUCAGCCAAACCUGUGACCCUCGGUGCCAGCCCCACGUCUGCCCGCCCUGAGGCAACAGGACGCCCCAGGAGGGGUGGGCCUCAUCCUCUGUGAUGCCCCCUGUCUUCAGCUGCACCCCCAUGCCCCAGAGCAGGCCAGAGCUCCCACCCGGCUGGGCUGGUGACCUGGCCUCCAGAUGUGCCCCCCCCCCCCCAUUGUGCUGCUCCCCAAGGGCGGCUGGGGCUCCAGGACAGGAGGCGCUGGGUGCCAUGCUGGGAUGGGCACAUGCUCUACCCCCUCCCCUGUCAAGGACUGAGGAUGCGCUGGCCACAACGCUGGCUUCAGACACCCCUGCUGCCCACCCCACAGAGCCCGAGACAGGAACUCUCUCUGACCAAGUCCCAGGCCAGCUGAGUCCUGCAUGCUGUGCGGGGGGCUGAGGUGUCUUGGAGCUCUGGACCGAGAGUCACACCCCAGAGAUGAGAGGUGGCCCAGGCUCCACAGCUAAGUCAUUAAACCAGGUGUCUCCUA
Messenger RNA from Lemur catta (Ring-tailed lemur), 2980 nucleotides. It is a transcript of the gene EPS8L2, whose product is annotated as EPS8 like 2. The transcript is spliced from 21 exons. Gene Ontology annotation, biological process: regulation of Rho protein signal transduction; Rho protein signal transduction; positive regulation of ruffle assembly. The record is from RefSeq and is a predicted model, not a curated record. Lineage: Eukaryota; Metazoa; Chordata; Mammalia; Primates; Lemuridae. Gene Ontology annotation, cellular component: plasma membrane; vesicle; ruffle membrane. Gene Ontology annotation, molecular function: actin binding. Bases 116 to 2254 code for a protein of 712 amino acids.